AUGGCUGAAGUUGUUUCUGGUGCGGCAUCAACACUCUUGGCCAAUUUAGCAACAAAAUCUUUUCAAGAGAUUGCUCUGGUAUGUGGUCUUAAAGAUGAUGUAAAAAAGUUUGAAAGUUCUUUGAGAACCAUCAAAGCAUAUCUCAUAGAUGCUGAGAACAAGGAAGCAAAAAAUCACAGUAUAGAUGAGUGGUUGAAGCAACUCAGAGAGGCAUUGGAUGAUGCUGGUGACAUAUUAGAUGAAAUAGAGUAUGAAGCAAAACGUAAUGAAGUGGUCAAAAUGUAUGGAACCAUUUGCACAAAGGUUCGCCGAUUCUUCUCAUAUACAAGUAAUCCACUUGCAUUUCGCAUCAGGAUGGCCCAUAAAAUCAAAGAUAUGAAACAGAAGAUGGAUGAAAAAAUAAGAGAAGGGAGAGACUUGGGUAUAGUUGAACAAUAUGUCAACACUCCAACUCUUGAACACAAUUUAGCAUGGCGAGAAACUGCUUCUUCAUUGUCUUUCCGUGUGUGUGGUAGACUUGAAGAGAAAAAGGAGAUUAUAAAGUCAUUGAUGACACAAAAAUUAGAAGCUAAUAGUAUUGAUGUGAUCUCAAUUUUUGGGAUUGGAGGUUUGGGAAAGACUACACUUGCACAAAUGGUUUACAAUGAUACCCGAGUGAAUGAGCAUUUUGAUCCCUUAAUGUGGGUGUGUGUAUCUGAUGAUUUUGAUGUGAAGAAGCUAAUAAAAAAAAUUAUUCAUGCGGCCUCAAAGAGAGAGAAUGUGGUGGAUGCAAAUUCUAGUUUGGAAUAUAUGAUAUCUCUUCUCAAUCAAAAUUUACGUGGUAAGAGAUUCUUACUCGUCUUAGACGAUGUUUGGAAUGAAAACCACAGCAAAUGGGAUGAAUUGAGAAGUCACUUGUUAGAAGUUGGUGGUGACAAAGGCAGCAAAAUUAUAGUAACCACUCGUAGCAGAAAAGUUGCUGACAUUGUGGGGAGUAAUCUUGUAAUGAAAUUAGAAGGACUUCCUGAGAAUGAAUGUUGGAGGCUCUUUACAAAAUGUGCAUUCCAAGAAGAGAAGGAAGAAGAGAAGUACCCAAGGCUAAAGCAAAUUGGGGAGCAAAUUGUUAAAAAAUGCAAAGGAGUACCCCUGGCUAUAAUAACUUUGGGUUGCUUGCUUAGAUCAAAAUCCCAUGAUGAAAACGAAUGGAGAAAAAUAAGGGAUAGUGAGGUGUGGAAUCUCGAUCAAGAAGAAACUGAUAUUUUGCCAUCACUCAAAUUGAGUUACAACAACUUGCCAUCAGAAGUAAAGCAAUGUUUUUCAUACUGCUCUUCUUUCCCAAAGGAUUAUAAAUAUGAUGGUACUGAGUUGAUUAUGUUCUGGAUGGCUCAUGGACUCCUCCAACCUUCACGCGAAGAAGAAGAUGCAGAAGAUAUUGGGGAGUUGUAUAUUAAGAAGCUUGUUUCAGCAUCUUUACUUCAAAUUGAAGCAGAUUCUUACCCCUACUUUGAUUUCAAAAAUUUAAUGUCAUUUAGAAUACUCAAAAUGCAUGAUCUUGUACAUGAUGUUGCACAAUUAACAAUGAAAGAGUCGAGCAAGACAAGAACCAUUGUGCAAGAGGGACAACAAGUAGAAUGGACCUCUAACAAGUUCAACUAUCUGAAGGUGUUGCACCUAACAAAAGGUGUGGAGUUGAGUUUGUUGCCUGAUGAUUGCUUUGCCACAAUGAAAAAGCACUUGAGAUUUCUCUGUUUUCUGGAUUGUCUUAGUUUGAAAAAGUUUCCUGAUUCCAUUUGCAAGCUGCAAGAUUUGCAGAGUUUGUCGCUUCCAACAACUCAAAUCCUUGUAUCUUUACUGUCCAAAUUUAGUGUCCGUACCAAGUGCUGUUGGUCGCAUGACUACUUUAAAGAAGCUGGUCUUUCUUUGGUGUGA
This is a messenger RNA of Arachis duranensis, 1908 nucleotides long. RefSeq names its product putative disease resistance protein RGA3. The record is from RefSeq and is a predicted model, not a curated record. The transcript is spliced from 2 exons. Gene Ontology annotation, molecular function: ADP binding. Lineage: Eukaryota; Viridiplantae; Streptophyta; Magnoliopsida; Fabales; Fabaceae. Gene Ontology annotation, biological process: defense response to other organism. The coding region runs from base 1 to 1908 and encodes 635 amino acids.